AUUCUAUUUAGUUCAAAUUUAAAAUUAAAAAAUCAGCUAUUAAAUCAAAAAAUUACAAUGGAAAAAGAGAUAUUUCAAAGGUCUAAGAUGGAAGAUUUAAUAAAGAGAAGAUUUUUUUAUGAUAUAUCUUUUUCGAUAUAUGGAGGUAUUGCUGGUUUAUAUGAUAUGGGACCUAUGGGAUGUGCAAUGAAAGCAAAUAUUAUAAAUAUAUGGCGAAAACAUUUUAUAUUAGAGGAACAAAUGCUAGAAGUAGAUUGUUCUAUUCUUACACCAGAGCCUGUUUUAAAAGCAUCAGGACAUGUAGAUAGAUUUUCAGAUUAUAUGGUUAAAGAUGUUGUGACUCAAGAUUGUUUUAGAGUAGAUCAUUUAAUAAAAGCUCACAUCGAAAAGUUGAUAAAAGGAAAUUCCUCCGAUACCCUUUUACCUAAAAGCGGCGGUCAUAACGGUGAUUCACACGUAAAAUCGUCUUCCAACUUUGAAAUUUCUAAUGGAGAUAUUCGAAAAGUGAACCAAAAAGAUUAUAUUGGCACGGAUAAAUCAGUCGAUAAAAUUUAUUUAGUUAAGGAAUACGAGACUAUUUUAACUCAAUUAGAUGAUUAUAAACCGGCUCAAUUCCAAGAAUUGAUUCGAAAACUGGACAUUAAAAGCCCCGUCAGUGGCAACGAUUUAUCAGCACCGCUGCCUUUUAAUCUUAUGUUCAAUACCAAUAUCGGUCCUUCCGGAUUAAUUAAAGGUUACCUAAGACCUGAAACCGCCCAAGGAAUUUUCGUUAACUUCAAGAGACUUUUAGAAUUUAACCAGGGAAAAUUGCCGUUUGCUGCUGCUCAAAUCGGAAAUGCUUUCAGAAACGAAAUUUCACCCCGCUCUGGUUUGCUGAGAGUUAGGGAGUUCACAAUGGCCGAAAUAGAGCACUUUGUAGAUCCCAGUGAUAAGAGUCAUCCCAAAUUCGAAGAAAUAUCUACCCUGAAGUUAAAACUAUUUCCUGCUCAGGAACAAUUGAAUGGAGGUAUAGCUCAACAUUAUCAUAUACAAGAAGCCGUUGAUAAAAAAAUGAUAGCAAACGAAACGUUAGCUUACUACAUGGGUAGGAUAUACUUAUUCUUAACCAAGAUAGGCGUAUCCGCUGAUAAAAUACGUUUUAGACAACACAUGAAUAACGAAAUGGCUCACUAUGCUUGUGAUUGCUGGGAUGCCGAAUGCCUAACUUCUUAUGGCUGGGUCGAAUGUGUGGGAUGUGCCGACAGGUCGUGUUAUGAUCUUAUUCAGCAUCACAAAGCUACUGGCAUAAAAUUAGUUUCGGAAAAAGCCUUAUCUCAACCCAUCGUUAAAGAAGUCACCGAAAUACAAGUUAAAAAAGAGUACUUGGGUAAAGUAUUUAAAAAGGAUAGUAAAGAUGUUUUGCUAUAUUUCUCAUUGUUAAAUGAAGAAGAAAUUUCAAUCUUGGUUAAAAAGUUUGAAGAAGAAGGCAAAAUAAAAAUAACGCUCCCGGCAAACGGGCGAGAUUUGGAAAUAAGCAAGGAUAUGAUUUAUGUCAAGCGCUACGAAAAGAAGCUUUACGUUGAAGAAAUAACUCCAUCAGUAAUUGAACCUUCAUUCGGAAUUGGGAGGAUCAUGUAUUCCGUUCUAGAACAUAAUUUCAAAAUGCGGGAAGAUGACAAACGAACGUAUUUCUCUUUGCCUUCCUCCGUUUCCCCAUAUAAAUGUUCGAUUCUGCCUUUAAGCAACAACUCGAGUUUCAAGCCAUUAAUCAAAAUUUUGUCAAAAUCCUUAACCGCACUUAGCAUUAGUCACAAAGUGGAUAGUUCAGCAGGGUCUAUAGGGAGAAGAUAUGCUAGAACAGAUGAGAUAGCUAUCCCAUUUGCCAUAACUAUUGAUUUCGAUUCUUUGGUUGCUACACCUACUGUAACUUUGAGGGAAAGAGAUUCUAUGCUUCAAAUCAGAGCGAAUAUGGACGAGAUCUCACAAUUGAUAAGUGAUUUAUGUGAUGAUAAGAUUACUUGGGCCGAUGUUCAAAUCUUAUACCCUCAAUUUGUCCAGCAGGAAGCCACUAAAUCAUUCGAUUAAUUAUAUUAUAAUAAUGAUUUUUUAUUUAUGCACAUAAUUGUUAAAUGCAAAUUUUAAUAAAUAAAGAUGCGUU
This is a messenger RNA of Gordionus sp. m RMFG-2023, 2137 nucleotides long. RefSeq names its product glycine--tRNA ligase-like. Gene Ontology annotation, cellular component: cytoplasm; mitochondrion. The coding region runs from base 58 to 2064 and encodes 668 amino acids. Gene Ontology annotation, molecular function: ATP binding; glycine-tRNA ligase activity. The transcript is spliced from 15 exons. NCBI's taxonomy places the organism in Eukaryota, Metazoa, Nematomorpha, Gordioida, Chordodea, Parachordodidae. The record is from RefSeq and is a predicted model, not a curated record. Gene Ontology annotation, biological process: mitochondrial glycyl-tRNA aminoacylation.